GGGCAGAGCGAGGUAGGGGGAGGUCGCUUUAUGCUCAACUGGUGUCACGCUGCUUCUCUUUUCCAGUAAGCAACGCGAGCGCUGUCAGAGGUCAUCCGGAAUGGCGGACUACAAGUCCCGGCAUGCCCCGCGUGGUUUCCGGAACGCCCUGAGGCCGUAGUAGGUGCGGGCCGCGUGAAUGGAGCGCCGGGUUUAAAGCACAGCUUGGCACUGUCCGCACCGCUGGUACCUGCUUCUCGGAGCGUGAGUGCGGGCCGCGAGCCGUGCGCCUGCGCGCUCAGGGGAAGGACGCCAGGUCGACGCAACCGCCUGCGGCUGACUCGUGGCUGCUUAAGUUGGCGGCGGCGCCGCGCGCCGGACGGGUCGGUAGUUGCUGGGCCUCCCGCCUAACGUCCCAGGGGCUGCGGGCAGCCGUGGCGGCCGCCGGGGACCGCAAGGGGCGGAGGAAGGGAGGAGGCCGGCCCCGGCUCGCGGACGAUCCGCCGAACAUGCCCCGAGACAACAUGGCUUCCUUAAUCCAGCGGAUAGCCCGCCAGGCUUGCCUCACCUUCCGGGGCAACGGGGGCGGCCGCAGCGCUUCCGACCGCGGCGCGGCGUCGGGUGCCGAGGCGCCGAUGCCUCCCGGUUUCCCGGAGAACCUGAGCAAGCUUAAGAGCCUGCUGACCCAGGUCCGCGCCGAAGACCUCAACAUCGCCCCGCGCAAGGCCACGCUGCAGCCCCUGCCGCUCAUUCACCCACCGGUCACCUACAUGCACAUCUACGAGACCGACGGCUUCAGCCUCGGCGUGUUCCUGCUCAAGAGCGGCACCUCCAUCCCGCUGCACGACCACCCGGGCAUGCACGGCAUGCUCAAGGUGCUCUAUGGCACCGUGCGCAUCAGCUGCAUGGACCUGCUGGACGCGGGCGGCGGGCAGCGGCCGCGGGCUCCGCCGCCCGAGCAGCAGUUCGAGCCACCGCUGCAAGCCAAAGAGCGAGAGGCCGCGCGGCCGGGAGUCCUGCGCUCCCAGGGCGAGUACACCGAGGCCAGCGGUCCCUGCGUCCUCACGCCGUACCGGGACAACCUACACCAGAUCGACGCGGUAGACGGGCCCGCCGCCUUCCUGGACAUCCUGGCCCCGCCCUACGACCCAGAGGAUGGCCGUGACUGCCACUAUUACCGGGUGCUGGAGCCCAUCAGGCCCAAAGGGGCCUCCGGCUCGACCAGUGACCUGCCUCGAGAAGUGUGGCUCCUUGAGACCCCGCAGGCUGAUGACUUCUGGUGCGAAGGAGAGCCCUAUCCAGGUCCUAAGGUCCUGCCCUGAAGCCACCAGCCCCUGGGAGCGGUGGGCUGAAGUGUGUCCUGCAUCUGAUCAGGGCCUGGCUGCCCACUACCCCGCCACAAGGGCUCUUCUCUACUCUAUCUAGUGCACGCUCUCUGUCGCUUUCCCUCCCUUCCCCCCCUCCCGCGUCCUUCCCCUCCCCACACCCUCUCCUUCCUUCCUGCUUUCUGCCCUCUAGCCUGGGUGUUGGAUCUUACUGAAAGGACCGAGGUAGCGCUUCCUCAGCAGCCCCUGGAAGCUAGAAUGACUGGACUGCAGCCUUCAGGCACGGUUAUAGGGGUAGGGUGGGCAGGGGCAGGAGGCAAAGUUGUUUUUGGUUCUGUCAGCUGCCAUCAAGGCUCUGGUUGGGAGAGUGGGGGAGGAAUUGGCCAAGGACCUCUGCCAAGCGCUUCCAUCUUAAGCCAUAAUGAAAAUUUUCUUCCUCUGUUGUCCACACUAUAUCAAUACACUAAGUGGUGCCCCCCCCCACCUUUCAAUGAGUAGAGAUUGUUUUAUUCUCCCUGCCCUUUCGUCCUUUCCGCCCUUACCGUUUUAACUUAUUACUGACUGCAUGACCCAGUAGUUUGGAUUGUUCUAGUUCAAUUCACUGGUUAAAAACUGGGCUGCAAUAUGAGCUUUUUUUUUUUUAAGUGAUACAUCCUCACCAUCCUAAUUCCCUAUGAAAAUUAAGUCAUCUUUUCAGUUGUGGGUUUAACCCCAAGACUUAACUAUGCAUGUCAAGGACAAGAUUUAUAAUUUUUCCUCCUCUUACCCUGUAACAUCUGGUUACUUGGGCAGCGUCUACUAAGAAACUCACACCUUCCUAUUUCAGUGGGAGCUGAUUCCUUACAGCUUAUCUUCUGCAGGAGACUGGAGUCCAAAUCUACCAGUUGAAAUUUUCCCCACCCAUACCCCCUUUGGUUGUAGAUUCACCUUUAAUGCAAAAACUAUUAUCCUCAAGUCUUAUUUUCCUCGUCUUAAUAUACUUUAAGAGGUGAUAGGGUCAUUUUCUAUUUUCUAACCAGAAGAUUCAGAAGAGCUGAAUCUGCUAUGCUUCCAAAUAACUGAAUGUAAGACUCUCAUAGCCAGGCUGUUGAAUUCUAUGUCUGCUACUUCCAAUACUUCCAAUAUGUUGAUGGCUAUUUUGUGUUUUUCAAGAACUCCAGUGUUCAGGGGGCUGUGGUUCCAGCUGAAUUGCUAGUGAUUUUUAUCUCAGCUUAUCAAAGAGAACUAGUGCUGGCUCCAAUGACAAGUUUUCAAUAGUUACAGGUAAUCUAGGCCAGAAUAUUGAGAAUUAACCACUAGCCAUUUUAGCUCCAAAAUUUGGGAUUAAACAUUUCCCACUUUGAACUCUUGGAAUGAACAGUUGUGCUAUCUAUACUUUGUUUUAUUUCUGUCCUUUCAAUGGGCUGAGCAACUUUACCUUGUUUACAAGUGUAUUAACACCAUUUGCUUCAGGCUAUGGAGCACUGUUCCCCCUUUUUACUAUUUAUAGGAUUUGUUUUUUCACAAAACUUUUCAUGAGAACAAACUGUAGAAAUAAACACAUUAAAAUUUGCCCAGCUGUUGUCUAAGCCCUCUUGAUUGACUUGCCCUGGUGGCAGUAGUUGUAAUAUUUGUAAAAGGGAGAUUCAUGAUUACUGAUGGAAAGUGUUGACUCUCUGGGGAGCCAGUAUGCACUUUGCCUCACACCACCUUUUGGAGAGCAGAGUUUGGGAAUGUUUAUUCCAUUUUUAAUAGAUGAAGGAGCAAACUCAUGGUGAAUGAUCUUUAAAAAAAAAAAUCUUACUCCACAUAACAUGCUACUAAACCCUGUUGUAACUCAUAACACAGCUAUGAUUCCAGCCAUUUUGUCCAGGAUUUCGAAAGGUUUCACGUUGUGUAGUUUAAAAUGCUUGGAGACCAUGUGAAGCAGCUCAGCAUGCCACUCAGUUUGGAAACCAUCAGUGAUAGGCAAAUGAUGUCCUUAGGCAGCCUUACAAAAGUUUUGGGUUUUUUUUUUUUUUUUCCCACAGCACAGCAAUAUUGUGUGUGUUUUGGGAAUCACAUUGUUGAUGUGCAAAGAUUGUGAGAAGUACUGUAAAUGUAAUGGUAUAAUCUAAAGUGUAUUAAACUAUUUAAUAGGACUUCUCCCUGAAAACAGGAUAGUAAUAAAGGAAGAAUUCUUAAGGACUUUAAUGCCAAACAAAACCAAAAAGUAUAGUUUUCAAUUAUAAGCAGUUUGGAAGAAAACUAGGUGCUUUUCAAAAGAGUGACUUAGAAAACAGCAAUAUGAUAACUUUUGGAUCUAAUUCAGUACAAACUUAAAGUUUUUAUUCAUUGAGUAACUGGUGUAAACAAAAUAACUUGUUUUAAUGAGCACAUGCUGAGAAUAUGCUCAUAACAGAUAAAAUGUGGGCAAGAAAAAAACCUUAACACCUCUAUGCAUAAACUAUUAGUCAUAAUUGACUUGGAGUUGCUGCUAUUGUGUUUUCAUGUAGUCCUGAAAAACAUGUUGUUUUAGUAAUGGCUAUAUGAUAGAAGUUACCUUCCCCUAGGACAGACUAAUGAGCACAAUGGUAUUAAUUUUCUGUUGAAAAAUAUAUGCAAUAAUUGCUUCUCAUGGAUGAGAAAUUGUCUAAAUACUUUUGAAGCUUUUAUGUCCUCUAGCUGUAUCAGUGACUAGUUACAUCAGUAUGAAAUUUUGUGUACCUACGUAUGUACUACUUUCAGAACUGAUUUUUAUUAAGCCUGAUUUGAUGGUUUGACUUUAUAACAAAUGGUUUUUAAUUAAAGAAAAUGGUAGUCUGCUUUUUAAGCAUUAUGUGUCUUAUUAACUAGACUAAGUCUGCUGAGCUUUCAACAUGAACAGCCCUCUCAAAAUGUAUAUGCUUAGUGUGCCUUAGUCUUGGCUUCUCUGGAGGACUCUGAUGGCCCAUCAUGCAAAUGAUUUCUGGAUCCUGUGUGUUUUAAUGCUGUGGCCCAGUGAAGAAGCAAUAUAUCUUUACUUCAGACCUCUUCUCAUUGCUGUUCAAUUCUACCCUGAGAGCAGUUAUUCCUACAACCGCAGGUCUGAAUUCAGAACUUUGGGUUCCUUGGAAGCUGGUCAAUUCCAUUCCACUGAGGCUUAUACCAGCAAAGAAGGAGCUAUUUGUUAACAAUACUGAAUCUUUGAAUCCAAGGAUGUUACAUUUCCCAUUAAAAUCAGUGGGGGGUAUAAAGAUGUGUUUAAAA
Molecule: messenger RNA, 4511 nt
Organism: Perognathus longimembris pacificus (Pacific pocket mouse)
Lineage: Eukaryota; Metazoa; Chordata; Mammalia; Rodentia; Heteromyidae
Gene: Ado
Product: 2-aminoethanethiol dioxygenase
Exons: 1
Coding region: 489-1301 (270 amino acids)
Cellular component (GO): mitochondrion
Molecular function (GO): oxidoreductase activity, acting on single donors with incorporation of molecular oxygen, incorporation of two atoms of oxygen
Source: RefSeq, a predicted model, not a curated record